Molecule: messenger RNA, 1137 nt
Organism: Puccinia graminis f. sp. tritici CRL 75-36-700-3
Lineage: Eukaryota; Fungi; Basidiomycota; Pucciniomycetes; Pucciniales; Pucciniaceae
Exons: 2
Coding region: 22-1137 (371 amino acids)
Source: RefSeq, a predicted model, not a curated record
UCAAACGUUUGGUUUAAUAAUAUGAAGGUAUUAUUCAUCACAUCGCUGCUCAUGCUCGAUUCAGUUACCUCGGGGAUGGACUCCCCAGGUCCUGGUGGCCUGCUACCCGACUUGAACAUCCCGCUGGCGGAUACUAGCUUGGACCCACCGUGCUCACCGAUAACAAUUAAUAGUAUGCAACUGCCCCCAUUACUAGAAACUUCCAAUGCGGAAAACAACCUUGCAGAACCGCUACCAAUCUCAGACUCCAGUCGAAAAGUCAUUUCCACCUCUGAUGCCCCAUCCUCUUCCUCCAAGCGAAAAUGGGAAUCUAAUCUUUUAUCCUCGGAAUUUAUCACCGUCUUGGAUACUUCAGCUCCUCCCACCAAGCGCAAAGAGAAUCUCAAUUCUUCAUCCUUGAGAAAAGAGAAGAUCCGAUCGCUUGCCGUUAUUAUGGAGGAAACGAGGAACGCCUUACCUGGACCCCAACGACAGCUCAAACUUUCUGACAAGGGUUAUUAUAGGCCUGGAUCGUUUAAGAUGAGGGAUCAAAAUCUGACCGAAAGUCCCGGGAAUACUUCCGCAAUCAAACAUCUUUUCGAGCCGGGAGAACUUCCAAGUGGAGUGUUGCCCGAAUUUUUCAACGUUUACGAUUGGCGAUACGUCAGAGCAUGUUCGGAAGGCGAAAAAAGUGAAGUGUCAGAAGAAGGUUCACUUGGAUGGUUCCUUGAAGUCCUGAACCAAUGCAAAUAUUCCGAAACCAUGUCUCCAGAUCGAUUCUUCUGGAUCCCGAGAGCCCAGGCUGUGUCAAUUUUGAAAAGGUAUCAAAAGCUAAAUUUGGAUUUUGGAAAUCAAUUCAUAAUAUUGGAUAGGGCCCAAACCCUACGUGAUAUUACUCUGAGAGUUUCAGAUGAUAAAUUGGAUCUUGAUAAGUAUCCUGUCUUAGCCAAAAUCCAAAAUGAAUUGGAAGCCGGCCUUAAAUUACAAAUGCGAUCAGACCCAGACGACGUGACACUCGGGAGGAUUCAAUCAAUCAUCGCGCAUAUCAAAAAGCUCACCAAAAUUACAACCUUCUUAAUGAUCACUUACCUUUCGUUGUUCAAGGAACACCCUAACGAUUAUCUAAGCGCUGAAUUGAAUUCAAAUCGGAAGCAAUAG